UCAGCAGUAUAAGUUUUUGGACCUUUGUAGGGGGGAGGCGGACAAUUUAGUUUUGUAGGACACGCUACAAAUAUGAUAUAUUGGAUGAGGGUAGUAACUGAUUUUUCCAUCUUUUGCUGUGAUAUGCAAUCAUCUCAGACCAGAGGGUGAACUGUGUGUAUCAUCGGUCUACUUAAAAAUGUGCUACCCAACAUACAGUGCAUAUAAAAUGUUUUCGCUUUUUAUUGUUUUUGUUUGCUUGUUUGUUUGUUUUUAGCAAUGGAUCAUGGUCAGUUUAAUUUAGCUUUUCGGACAAUAAUUUACAAAAGACACAUGUCAAAGUGAAAACUAUGUUUACAAAGUAAUUUCAAUUAAUUUUAAAUUUAACACAUAAAUAAGUAAUGCACAGGUAGUAUUUACCCUUUUUAAAGUGACUCGCCUCAUUCAACAGAGGUACAGUGAGUUGGUGCCACAAGUCACAAAUAGUGAAAUGGAGAUCAUCCGAGUGCAGUAAAUAUGGCAGCAUAUGCCUCAAAUGAAUGUAGUAUAUAGACACCUUUAUCUGGAAGUUUCAGUCGCUGGAAAAAAAGGCCUCCAAUAUGGCACAUGCAUGAAUUUGCCUGAAGCAGUCUGUCCUUCAAAACUUGAGUGACCAUGCAAGAAAGAGUCUAGUGAGGGACUCCUAUAAAGGAGUUACAAGCUUCAGGAACUGAGAUGGGAGAAACUGAACACAAUCACUGUUGCCCAGGUUCUUCACCAGUCAAAGCUUUGUGGGAGAGUGGCGACAGAAAGCUCCUGUUGACAAUAUCUCAUUUUAAAUCCUGAGUGUUCACCAGAAGUCGCGUGAUAGACUCUGAAGUCAAAUGAAAGAAGAUUCUUUAGUUUAAUGAGAUCAAAAUUGGGCUAUUUGGCCAUCAGACUAGAGACCAUGUUGCGCGGACACCAAGCACUGCACAUCAUCAUAAAUGCACCAUCCCCACUGUGAAGUAUUGUGGUGGCAGCAUCACAAUGAUGGGAUGCUUCUUGUCAGCAGGUCCAGAAAGAAACUUGUAAAGAUAGGGAGUAAAAUGAUUGCAACAGAGUAUUGGGAAAUUUAGAACAACAACAACCUGAUGCAACUGCAAGAGCACUGUGACUUGGGAGAGAAAUUGUUUUCCAGCAAGACAAUGACCCGAAGCAUACAACCAAAGUGAUGCAAAAAGAUUUAAAGAUAACAACAUGAAUGUUUUGGAGUUGCCAACUCCAAGGUAUGUUAAACCUGAAGUCAGAGUUUUAAGUGUCACAAAUGUGGCUGUCUUUUAACCUACUAAAUCUCCAUGGUAACUUAUGCUGCAGAGCUAACCUGGUCCAGAGCAGGUUAUGUUCAGUGAUAAAGCCUCUUCGGAUAUAUGGUACAUCUGCAAACGUGUUGAGUAGUAUAUUACUAAAACCACUGAAUGAAGCUGUGCAGUUACAGUAUUGCACACUAUAUAUGCAUCAUGUUGCCAUAGGUACUUGACAUGUAUUCUGCUGGUUAUGCAGAAAUAGCAUAAAUAUGUUUUUACAUUUGGUCCUGAUUUGCAUCCAAAUCUGUUUACACUACUGGUUCUGCAGCUAAUAAAACACAGAUUAGAAAAUUGAUUAUUCUAUUGGUAUUUAUUACAGAGCAUAUUCAAUCAAUAAUAUUAAUUUCACUUACUUGGCCAAAAAUUGCAGUGAUAUACUGUAUUAUGAGACAGUGUCAGACCUAAAUGCACUUCAGUACAAUAUUAUGAAGUUACCGUUAACAGCUCUAAAAUGCAGCUGUCAGAAAAAAAGCAGCUACACUCAUCAAUAAAUUAAAUAUAUUAGCACAUAACUACCAAUUUUCUACCAUCAUUCCUGUCUUGCAUAAUUUGCAGCAGUGCUUUUUAAAGUCAUAUUUUUUUGGGAUUCUUUGUUGCUCUCCAUUAUAGCAACCUGUUGACUGAAGUAGCUGCACGUCGUCGUUUCACGUGAGUCACAUCCUCCGUGAGUUAAAUCCUCCGUUUUAUGGAGCGUACUGAGUUCCUUAGUUAACAAAGAAAGUUGAUAACCACCUUCAUGAUGUUAUCUCUGACUUGAGUUUUAGGUUUGGCGGUAAAAUUGCAGUGUGCAGUUGUGCAAGACCUAUCCUUGCAGACUUAAUGAUCUAAUUACAGUCAAAGGUACAUCGACUAAAUACUGGCUUUGAGGUGAUGAACACGUACACAAUCACUUUUUAAAAUAUUUGUACUUAAUUUACAGUAUUUUGUAGAAAUCUGUUUUCACCUUGACAUCAAAGGUACCUGUCUGUAUGUUCCAGUAUUUGCACUACGCAACACAACAGAGAAAAUAGUUUUUUUUACUGUCUCUGCUUUUCCACUCAGUGUCAUUGUUUGUCUGCAUCAUGCACCUUUUCAGUGACAGGAUGGCAGGGGUAAAUGGAGACCGAAAAGGAAAGAAAGAUGAUAAUGGGAUUGGAACAGCCAUUGACUUUGUGCUUUCCAAUGCCAAGCUUGUGCUAGGGGUAGGAGGGGCAGCCAUGCUUGGCAUUGCAACAUUAGCUGUCAAAAGGAUGUAUGACCGUGCAAUAAGUGCUCCAACCAGUCCCACCAAGAUGGAACAAACAGGAAAGAGAAGCUGGGAGGAGCCAAUGUGGAUGGGCUCAUCACCACGGGUACUUAACCAUGACAUGAAGUCCACAGUUAGCAGAUCACUACAGUCUCUGCCCACUUCUUCACAUGCUUUUGAACCAGACUGUCUGCGGAGGACAGUAGGUCGAGUUGCUGUGGUAGGAAGUGGUUCCACUCAAUCAGACAUGCUGCGUGUCCGGAUGCGUCUAUCGCUACAGGAACAUCUGUGGGAGUUCUACCAAAAUAAUGUUAACAUCCCUAGUCAGGAGCAGGCUAUGGCCAGGAAGGCAGCACUGGACAUCUGUGCUGAGCUAAGAGUGUUUCUUCAUGCCAAACUGCCUGACAUGCCACUCAGAGAGAUGUAUCUUAGUGGCAGUCUGUAUGAUGACCUUCAAGUGGUGACAGCAGACCAUGCCCAGCUGAUGGUUCCUCUUGUCUUGGAGAAGAAUCUGUGGUCUUCCAUCCCUGGGGAGGACACCAUUAUGAAUGUCCCAGGUUUCUGGCUUGUCCGCAGGGAGAACUUGGAAUAUUUCCCACGGAAUAGCAGCUACUGGGACCGUUGUAUGGUUGGAGGUUACCUCUCCCCGAAAUCAGUCCUUGAAGUCUUUGAUAAGCUUGUGGCCGGCUCUAUCAACUGGCCAGCUAUAGGGAGUAUCCUUGACUACGUCAUUCGUCCUGUGGUUCCCUCAGAAACGUUGACCUUAGAGGUACAAUAUGAGAUCGACCAGAAACUGUAUGUGGACUUCUUACCUUUGCUUGUGAUGGAGGAUGGAACUUCACUGAUUGCCAAACCACACCGGCUUGCUGCAGAGCGCCAUGAAAACCUGUGGCGGCAGAGCUUCCGUGUGGCUGAUACGGCGCGACUCAGGGCUCUGGAUCAGGAGGACGGAGGCUGCAGAUGCAUUUGCCUGAAGGUGGCAAAGGCUGUGUGCAAGCUUAACCCUGCCCUUAACCGGCUCAAUGCCAGCCAACUUACCAACACUAUCUUGUUGCUGAGUGAAAAAGAAGGUGACUGGACACAGGAAGCACUGGCUGACCGGUUCCUUCAGCUUCUACGGGCACUCGUUGGACACUUAGAGGCUGGGAGGCUGCCAUGUGCCCUUAACCCCAAAGUUAAUUUAUUUUGUGAGCUGACAGCACAGGAAGUGGAUGAGCUGGGGUAUACCCUUUACUGUGCCCUGUCAGAUCCUGAGAGGCUGCUGAGAACUGCAGUGGCACAGCCACCCCAUCCCUGACAAAUAACAUGGCACUGAAAUGUCAACCGAAGUCAAUGCUAACCUUAAUCUGUAAUUAAGUUCCUGGAAAAAGUGUCUGCAUGAAAUAAUCAUCUCUCAAAUAUUGUCUUGAUGUUUCAUGCUUCUGUAUAAUGUCUGUGACAAAAUGAGAUACACAGUAGCAGUUAGUUGGGGUCUGUUUGACCCUUAACAUGAAAGCUGUCUGUCGUGAUUAUCUAAAUAUAAUUUUAAUCUUGAAUAAAAGUGAAGGCCCAUUGGAGUUGGUGGCUGUUCCUAAAGCCACCAUUUUAAUAAUGAAGCUAAGAGUAGGAAUGUCGUGAUCCAUUGAAUUAUGACGGCUAGACAGGAUUCGGUAUUGGGUGUGUAAAUGGAAGGAUGAGGCAUUGAAAGUUGCACAUUUGAGUUCUUUUUAACCGUUUGGAAAGUUUUAAGAAUACAGACAUGUCUAAUUCAGUUCAGAAGUGCCAUGGUUAUGAUGCUGACUGAGAUGGGUCCAUUUCACUACAUCAAGGGAUAGAAUGUACUGUUGAGUUGUGUGUACUCCAACCCAAAAGUUAAUAAAUUGUUUGUGUGUCUGAAGAACUCAACAUUCUUGAGUUACCAAGACAAGUUACAUCUCUUUUCAUGCCUCUUUUGCUUUAAAAGUGAGUUUUAAAAUUUUCAAGAAAGCUUCAUUAAUAAAUUGGCAGAAGUUAUAAUAUACUCUUUACAUAAUGUAUGUGAAAGCUAACAUUCAACAUGUUUAGAAUGUCUAUAGCUUGCAUGUGCUAGUUGUCUAGUAAUCAAACAGGUUAAUAUACACUGAGUUAUAUGUAGUUUUCUAUUUUUAAUCCCACAUCGUUGAACCAUGAAUCUGAUAGAAAGUGAAACAUGCUUCCUUAAAUUGAAUAUAUUGUGAUAUACAGAAAGCAGAAAUGGCUGUUACGUUGCAGGUUGAUGAAGUACCAACAGAAAAGCACUAUCAUUUUGGUAUGAGUAGAAAAUGAAUCCAUGUGAUAGUUAAAUGAAAUGAAAUGAAAAAAACUUUAAUUAUUUAAAUGCAGAGCUGUUUGUGGCUUGCUUGGAUUUCUUUUUCUCCAGACUCACAUUUGUUGCUUUGAUGCACAGGUCUGACAUACUUUAUUAGCUCAUCUUUAUUUUGUAGGCCAUCUAUCAUGGGUUAUUUUGCACUAUAAAAUGUUAAUUUUUUGCUAGAUUUGUAAAAGAGUUGGCCAAAAUCUUUCAGCAGAACAUUCUAAAACCCCUGUUGUCUUCUGCCCUUGUAUUAUUUUCCUAUUUGAAUUCUCCUUCAUUUAAAGCAUUGCUUGAUGAAAAAUUAAUCCAAUAUAGGUUGCAUAUAGUUGGCCUAAUUUGAUUUUUUGCAGCAAGGGAGUUCUUUUGACAGGACACUUUGUCAGCUAUUGUCAUCCUGCAGUUUGUGAAAUCCACCAUUCUUAACAACACUGCUUCACUAACCUGCAAGAGUUUGUCCUUUUAAUGUAUCAAUCCCAGUAUUAAGGAUGGAGGAUUGAGAAUGGAGCUGGCUGUCUGUAGCACAGUAUUUGUGUGCACAUUUUAAUUCCACAUUAAACCCAGAUUAAUUUACUAGUGCUGGUCUGGCCCAGUCUUUGUUAAAUAAGUAGACAUGGAUUACUUCAGUAUAAGCCAAUGUCACACAGGUCAAAAGGACAAGUACUGUUUGUCAAUACAAACAAAGUGAUCCACUUAUGACACGUCACAGAUUUGUUUUGACUGCGACCUGUAGUGUUGCUCACUGCGAGCAAGCUGUAUGUUAGUUUGCGGGGCUGUAUAAUCCAAUGAAUCACACUGGCUCACAGUAAGUGCACUUCAAGUGACUAACUACAGUAGCAGUCAGAGAGUCAAGUGCUGUUUACCUUGUCACUCUGAAUUAUUUAAAAUAUUCAUUAGCAUUCAAAAUAUGUGGACCAAAAUAAUCACAUAGCUCCUUUUUGUUGACUUUUAGCCUUAGGAUGAAAAAAGGCAACUGUACCCUCAAUCCACAACCCACUGUUUGUAUUGAAUACAUAAAGGAGUGAUUUGGGUUGUUUAUUGUUCUGUUGUUCACUUAAUCAUCAUCCAGACAACAUUAGAAAAAUAGGUGAAAAUUUUUGUAUUUACUGUAGGUUUGUAACCAAAAAGAGCUGAACAUGUAUUUGCACUGAUGCAGUUAAAUAUGUAAAGUACCACUUAUGCUUCAUUAAGUGUUUGUUCUGAUUGUACUGAUAAAAUGAAUCUACAGUAGA
Molecule: messenger RNA, 6069 nt
Organism: Stegastes partitus (bicolor damselfish)
Lineage: Eukaryota; Metazoa; Chordata; Actinopteri; Pomacentridae
Gene: mief1
Product: mitochondrial elongation factor 1
Exons: 4
Coding region: 2366-3826 (486 amino acids)
Biological process (GO): positive regulation of mitochondrial fission; mitochondrion organization
Cellular component (GO): mitochondrial outer membrane
Source: RefSeq, a predicted model, not a curated record